AUGUUCUGUACAUAAGCAGUUCAUAUAUAUGAUCGGAACUUCAAGAUAAACGGUAUAUACAUAUAUGGAUGAUGUGAGACAAAGCCCCACGGUUGAGACCCAAGAUGUCACUGGUGGAAUCUAUGGCUUCGGUGAGCGGUGCUUUCGAUACUAUACCCAUUAUCGAUAUAGGACAUGCGUCGACACCCAAGGAACGGGCUGCAUUGGCUCAGCAGAUCAGGGAGGCAUGCAUGAGUGUUGGGUUCUUUUACAUCAAGAAUCAUGGUAUACCCGAAGAGACAAUCGACAAGGUUCUCUCGGCCAUGAAAGCUUUCUUUGCUCUCCCAACUGAGACGAAGAUGAAGCUUCACCAUAGAAAAGGCCCACAUUACAGAGGAUACGAGCCCCUUUUAGAUUCCAACAUCGACCCAGCCAACAGAGGUGAUCUGUACGAAGGUUUCGUAAUUGGCAAGGAAGAUCUGGUACCAAAGGAAGACGAAGACAACGAAGCAGGUGACGAUACCACGGUUAUUGAAAAUCUCUGGCCCUCGGAACCCGCUGAGUUCCGUGAAGCCUUCGUCAAUUACUACCACGCAGCUUUUGGUGUUGCAAAGGACCUGUACCGCCUCUUUGCCCUUGCAUUAGAUCUCCCUGAGACGUACUUCGAUGACAAGUUCAAGCGUUGCCCAAUCAUGCGGGGACUCCAUUAUCCCCCCCAAACAGGUCCCGAAGACGAUCGUAUCAUCGGAAUCGGUGCCCACUCAGACUUUGAGUGUUUUACCAUCUUAUGGCAAGAACCUGGCAUUCAGGCCCUCCAGAUCCUGAACUCGGAGAAGAAGUGGAUAAAUGCCACGCCAAUUCCCGGUACCCUGGUCAUCAAUAUCGGCGACCUGCUUUCACGAUGGACGAACGGCAUAUUUAGGUCAGCCGUGCAUAGAGCGAUCAAUAGGAGCGGCAUCCGUCGUUACUCUAUUCCGCUGUUCAACGGUACGGACCCCCACGUGGAGGUCGAGCCCCUACCAACUUGUGUAUCCGCUGAGAGACCGGCCAAAUACGAAAUCAUCAAUUCAGGAGAAUACGUCCGGAAGCGCGUUCAGGAGAUGUACCAAGGAAGUUUCACCAGCCCCAAUGGUACGACUGGAAACGAUGAUGGACAAUAAAUCGUUUUAUAUACAUUGCUGAGGCAGUAAAGAGUAUCACGGAAUCGCCCUGCAGGAACCACAUGUCGCACUCUCGACAAUAUCGCCCGUCACGAUUGUAUGGCCUAACCGAAGCUCUCAAUGAUUUCGAAAGUGGGAAGCCUCAGAAAGGUAACGGGUCUCCCGUGUGCAGGGCCACGCUGUCAGGAAUGCAGGCAGAAACCACGGGGGCAUGACUUCGGAAGAAGCGGGCCGCCACCAUUAGCGACCCACUGUACAGUGUGAAUGAUAAAGGACAAAUAACCGGGAAGAGAAAAUCUUGAAUAC
Molecule: messenger RNA, 1445 nt
Organism: Pisolithus orientalis
Lineage: Eukaryota; Fungi; Basidiomycota; Agaricomycetes; Boletales; Pisolithaceae
Exons: 13
Coding region: 105-1139 (344 amino acids)
Molecular function (GO): dioxygenase activity
Source: RefSeq, a predicted model, not a curated record